Molecule: messenger RNA, 3562 nt
Organism: Ochotona curzoniae (black-lipped pika)
Lineage: Eukaryota; Metazoa; Chordata; Mammalia; Lagomorpha; Ochotonidae
Gene: PAPSS2
Product: 3'-phosphoadenosine 5'-phosphosulfate synthase 2
Exons: 13
Coding region: 1-2010 (669 amino acids)
Biological process (GO): sulfate assimilation; 3'-phosphoadenosine 5'-phosphosulfate biosynthetic process
Molecular function (GO): sulfate adenylyltransferase (ATP) activity; adenylylsulfate kinase activity; ATP binding
Source: RefSeq, a predicted model, not a curated record
AUGGAUCUGUACGAAGUCCUAAAAGGCCAAGAUGUUUGUGGGUGGAGUCUGCCCAGGAUGCAGGAGGCUCCUCAUUACCAAGGGGGUCAGCGGGGCAAGAAGCAUCAUUCUAGCACCUUACCUCCUACGUCACUUUACAAGCAGAGUGUCUUGCCAGCGGUGAACUGGCGGUGCAGAACAACAGUCUUAUAUGAAAGCCAGAAGUCCACAAACGUAGUCUACCAAGCCCACCAUGUGAGCAGGAACAAGAGAGGGCAAGUGGUUGGAACAAAGGGUGGAUUCCGAGGCUGUACGGUGUGGCUAACAGGACUUUCAGGUGCUGGAAAGACAACAAUAAGCUUUGCUCUGGAAGAAUACCUCGUCUCCCACGGCAUCCCUUGUUACUCCCUGGAUGGUGACAAUGUCCGUCAUGGGCUUAACAAGAACCUCGGCUUCUCUGCCGGAGACAGAGAAGAAAACAUCCGCCGGAUUGCCGAAGUGGCAAAGCUAUUCGCAGAUGCUGGUCUGAUCUGCAUCACCAGCUUCAUCUCUCCUUUCGCCAAGGAUCGUGAGAAUGCCCGCAAAAUCCAUGAAUCAGCAGGACUGCCAUUCUUUGAAAUAUUUGUAGAUGCACCUCUAAGUAUUUGUGAAAGCAGAGAUGUAAAAGGCCUCUACAAACGAGCCCGGGCUGGGGAAAUUAAAGGAUUUACAGGUAUUGAUUCUGAUUAUGAGAAACCCGAAACCCCGGAGUGUGUGCUUAAAACCAACUUAUCCUCAGUAAGUGAGUGUGUUCAGCAGGUAGUGGAACUUCUACAAGAGCAGAACAUUGUACCACACACUGUCAUCAAAGGCAUCAUUGAGCUCUUUGUGCCUGAAAACAAACUUGACCAAGUUCAAGCUGAGGCUGAAACUCUCCCUUCACUGUCAAUUACCAAGCUGGACCUUCAGUGGGUCCAAGUGUUGAGUGAAGGCUGGGCCACACCCCUGAAAGGUUUCAUGCGGGAGAAGGAGUACUUGCAGGCGAUGCAUUUUGGCACCCUCUUAGAUGAUGGAGUGAUCAACAUGAGCAUUCCCAUCGUGCUGCCCGUCUCCACGGACGACAAGACGCGGCUGGAAGGGUGCAGCAAGUUUGUGUUGACUUACGGUGGACGGCGGGUGGCCAUCUUGCAAGACCCUGAGUUCUUUGAACACAGGAAAGAGGAGCGCUGCUCCCGUAUGUGGGGCACAACGUGUGAAAAACACCCCCAUAUCAAAAUGGUGAUGGAAAGUGGGGAUUGGCUGGUUGGUGGGGACCUUCAGGUUCUCGAGAGGAUACGGUGGAAUGAUGGGCUGGACCAGUACCGUCUGACGCCUUUGGAGCUCAAACAGAAAUGUAAAGAGAUGAAUGCUGAUGCCGUGUUUGCAUUCCAGUUGCGCAAUCCUGUCCACAAUGGCCAUGCUCUGCUGAUGCAGGACACUCGCCGCCGGCUCCUGGAGAGAGGCUACAAGCACCCUGUGCUGCUGCUGCACCCCCUGGGCGGCUGGACCAAGGAUGAUGAUGUGCCGCUGGCCUGGCGGAUGAAGCAGCAUACUGCUGUGCUUGAGGAAGGGGUCCUGGAUCCUAAGUCAACCAUUGUUGCCAUCUUUCCAUCUCCUAUGCUGUACGCUGGUCCCACAGAGGUGCAGUGGCACUGCAGGUCCAGGAUGAUUGCAGGGGCAAAUUUCUACAUUGUGGGCAGAGAUCCAGCAGGAAUGCCCCACCCAGAGACCAAGAAGGACCUGUAUGAACCCACUCAUGGGGGCAAGGUGUUAAGCAUGGCCCCCGGCCUCACCUCUGUGGAAAUCAUUCCAUUCCGAGUGGCUGCCUACAACAAAGCCAAGAAAGCCAUGGACUUCUAUGAUCCAGCAAGGCACAAUGAGUUUGACUUCAUCUCGGGAACUCGCAUGAGAAAGCUCGCCAGGGAAGGAGAAAAUCCUCCAGACGGCUUCAUGGCGCCCAAAGCGUGGAAAGUCCUGACAGAUUACUACAGGUCCCUGGAGAAGAAAAACUAAGUGCUUUUUGCUGUUGGAGUUUCUUUCCGAAGUGCUCUUUGAUCACCUUUUCUAUUUUUGUGAUUAGAUGCUUUAUAUGCAGUUGCUUCUCAAUGACUGAUUUUGAAGUUAGUAUUUUAUAGGGAGACAAAAAUAAGACAACUCCAAAAUAUAAAGUUAAUCUGAAGACCGAAUCUUAGUAAGUGAAAGCAAUAUUGUUACACAUUUCAGAAUAAAGCUAGCUAUAUUUCUACUUCAUUGAGCAGGUAGGACCCAGAUUUCUUAAAAGCUUUUAUUGUGUAUCAUUUACUCGCCAGAAAGUAAAGCAUAUUUUUCCAGCUUAAAUCUUGCCAACCUGCAUUCUUCCAGCAUCAGUAAUGAAGUAAGUCAGAGGGGCAGCUUCUUCCAUACAAGGGACUCUCCUUCUGCCCCUAAAGAAAAAAUAUCACCAUAAAUGAGCUGGGGCUCAAAUCAGUAUCUUGUUUCUAUUUUACCUCAUGCUUUUAUGUAGUCUUAUUUGACCAGAGAACCCAAGCGUAUGAUAAUGUGAAUUUAAUCCUUGUGAUCUAUGAAGAACGUAACUCCAUUUAAACGAUGACUUCUAACAAUUGUAGUGUAUACUGAUGCAAGGAUUUGCACAGAAGGGCUCGUAGUCUGGCGAUGUUGUGAAAAGUGAUUUUUCUUCCUCUUUUGCUGUGCUCACUGUGUUCCACAGAGAGGCUGGGCCUGUCUGACUACACAGUAUCAGCUAUAACCUAAGAAUAUGUUACACCAUCCAACUAGUAAGAUGCUAGAACUGGAAAGACUGCAGUAAAUGUUGAACGUUAACCUUUCACUUGACAGAAAAACACACUGAGACGCGGUGGCUGCACAGGUGCAGAACACUGUAAUAAAAUGCAAGGUAGGGCAUCCUUAGCAGGUUCCCAUGCACAGUGAGCACUUAGGCCACCUGACUGCACAUCUCAAUGUCUGUGGACCCCGGACAUCACAGGAACCUGGUCGCCUCUCGGGCGCUUCACAAAGCUUCUUGAACAGAGGGUGCAUGCAAGCAGCCUUCUUGGGUAACAAAAGCUCUAGAAUGUUCUAAACUCCUUUCAGUUUACUCUAGUUGGAAACAAAUCCUCAGAUUUUUCCAAAGACAAGAGCUGUUUUGAGACACCCUCUGUUGGAUUUAUUUCCUUAGAGGCAAUCUUUUGUACUAAAUGCACAAUUCAUUGCUGGCUAGUAAUUAUGAAGACACAGCACCUUUUAUACAUAGAUCUCUCUGGAAGAGACCGAGAUAGGAAAGAGAAAACUGAUUUUUUCAUAUUCUCACUAUUUUUGAUUUUAAAUGAUAAACUUCUUUUGGGGAUUAAUUUCUUUCAAUGGCCACAGCAACAUUCAUAGGCACUCAGUGUUGCCUUUUUAAAGUGUAUUUAUUGAAAUGACAGGAUAUAGUGCCUUAACCAAAUGUACUUUACGAUUUUUAAAAAUCUAUUUAAAAUUGCCCUUCUGGUGUAGCACAUUUAUGCAAAUGAUUGUUUUCUAUGUACAACUGAUGCCUGUUCUUAUCUUAAUAAAUGUCUCAAAACAG